AUGUCGAAGCCAAAAGUGUAUGUGAUUGGAGGAGGAAUGACAAAGUUUUCAAAGCCCGGUUCUUCGGGAAUGGAUUAUCCGGAUUUAGUCAAAGAAGCUGUAAACGAAGCGCUUUCCGAGGCUAAACUGCAAUAUAAAGAUAUACAGCAAGCUACCGUAUCUUAUCUAUUUGGAGGCACUUGCUGUGGGCAACGAGCUCUUUAUGAGAUUGGUUUGACCGGAAUUCCUAUCUUUAACGUGAACAACGCGUGCGCUUCUGGAUCUUCAGGAGUGUUUUUGUGUAAACAAAUUAUUGAAUCAGGAAACGCGGACAUUGUGAUGGCGGUGGGAUUUGAGAAAAUGGCAACAGGACCGUUGGAUAAUAUGAGAAAUGCGCAGAAAACCGAUACAAGAGCUACAUCAAUGGACAAUCAUAUUCAGGUGAUGUCUGAUACUUACGGUUUAAACGCCUCUCCAAUCACUGCUCAAAUGUUCGGAAAUGCUGGGAAAGAACAUAUGGAAAAAUACGGCACAAAACGAGAACAUUUCGCAAAAAUCGCCUGGAAAAAUCAUCUUCAUUCGGUGAAUAAUCCAAAAUCUCAAUUUACAAAAGAAUACUCAUUGGAUCAGGUUAUGAACGCCAGAAAGAUUCAUGAGUUUAUGGGAUUACUUGAGUGCAGUCCGACAUCCGAUGGAGCCGCAGCAAUUGUUCUUUGCUCAGAGAAAUUUCUCCGGAAAAACUCACAUUUAUGGGAACAAGCCAUAGAAAUUGUUGGCAUAAAACUCGGAACCGAUCUACCAUCGGUUUUUUCUGAAAAUUCGAACAUCAAAAUGGUUGGAUUUGAUAUGAUGCAUAAAUUAGCUAAUGAUUUGUAUAAAGAGACUGGAAUCGGACCGAAUCAUGUACAGGUAAUCGAGCUUCACGAUUGCUUUGCACCAAAUGAAUUGCUGUCUUAUGAAGCGUUGGGAUUGUGUCCAAUUGGAAAAGGUGGAGAAAUCGUUGAUCGUGGAGAUAAUACAUACGGAGGAAAAUGGGUAAUCAAUCCGAGUGGAGGAUUGAUAUCAAAAGGACAUCCAAUUGGGGCAACUGGUGUGGCGCAAGUUGUCGAAUUGUCGAAUCAACUUCGUGGUCGUUGUGGGAAACGACAAGUGAAAGAUGUCCGCUAUGCUCUACAGCAUAAUAUUGGCAUUGGCGGCGCUGGCGUUGUUGCUCUCUACACUAAAGCGAACCUCGAAAAGGCGAAACUU
Mesorhabditis belari is the source of this 1227-nucleotide messenger RNA. Lineage: Eukaryota; Metazoa; Nematoda; Chromadorea; Rhabditida; Rhabditidae. The record is from the annotation of a GenBank genome assembly.